AUGGAAUACUGCCAUGGAUUUGGCGUGAACAAGUUUGACCACCCUGAGUGGGGUGAUAUGGCAUCCGUGCAGUCAGGUCCAGAGCUACUGAGCUACCCACCCAAGGUUCUUGGUUUCAUAGUAGCUCCUUACCAGACUAGCAAAUGUAUGACUGUUCUGGAGCUUGCUGUGUAUGGUGGACGCAUUUUAGGCCGUAGGCAAACCAGUCUGAAAGUGAACCCCGUCUUCACUGACCACCAGGCCACUUUCAAUGCUGAAGACGACCAAAACAUAUCCUUGCAUGUCACCAUGUACGAGACAUUCCCAAGAACAAAAGACCGGCAGUUGAGCAAUCCAGUCACACAGGGUGAGAAAAUGGUCCAUAAUGGCCAACUUACAAAUGGUCAUCUAAGAGUUGCAAAUGGUGUCCAUGGGGUUUAUUCAGGAAAAGAGGUAUACAUUGAUGAAGAAAAUCAGUUAAUGGACGUUAACAGGAAUACUUUAACUCAAAGUAAAACAUUUGAUAGUUUCUUGAGGAUCAGUCAAGAGGUACAUGAAGACAUCCCAGUGUAUGCAAAAGUGACUAAGAAAAGAAACCUUCCAGAACUGCUAGGGCCACUUAACAAUGAGAAAAUUCAGGUAGAUGUGACUGCUGAAAUUGAUGACAAAGAAGGUGAAUCUAAAAAUGAAAAUAUUAAUGAUCAAAAUAAAAGUAAGUUUGAUGAAAAGCAAAAAUACCAAAAAUCAGGCAGUUCAGACAGUUUAGUGAGAAAGAAUGAAGAUUCGCAUGAAGAUGGUUUGAAGGACGUACAUUGCUACGAAAAUAAAGGUUUGGUGAAUGAUGAAGGCAAAAACAAUAGCCAUGGAUCAAAUUUAGCAGCAGAAUCAAGUGUUUUAACAAGAACUGAUUCAUUUACUUUACUUUCACAAUCAAAAAAUAUAUUACCUAAUUCUCAAUUUUCCUCCAGUCCUUUGAUUCCUCAUGAUUAUCAGAUAAACUCAGAAGAUGAAAGUGAAGGCAAAGAGGUUGUGUCAACAGAAAUACUGACAGAAGUAAUAGUUCACAAGGUUGAUGAACCUAGUAUAAAUUGCAGUGAUUUAAAAAGAUGUUCUCAUAAACUGUGUCGCCAAGAGAACUUGUGUGAUAGUUUAGAUGAGAUGGAAGAUGAUUGGCCUGAUCUUGAUACUUUGGUUAGAUCAGAUAAUGAUGCUAUAGUCGAAGUUGACAAUCAAACUCAUGAUGUGCCUUAUCCCAGAGUGCGUUCAGUAUCUGAUGUUGUUGACCCAGACUAUGCUACCAUUGAAUCAGUGAAUGAAAUUGGGGAGAAUGAGGAUCUUAAAGCAAAAGAAGGUACAUACAAAAAGAAUACCAAAAGCUCCAAAGUGUCCUCAAAAGGCUCAACUAUAAAUGAAGGAUCUACGCGAACUCUGAAAUCCAUUCUUACAAGCAGCUCAAACAUUUCACAUUUGUCUGAGUCACAAAAUGGGGAACAUAAACGUUCGGUGUCAGAGUCAGAAAUCCAUGAGGUGAAAUCUGUGAAAUUUUCACAAGACACUGUGUUCAACGAAAAUAAAUCAAACAAGUACAAACAGGAGAAGAUAAAUCUUAGAGACAUUUACUGUGGUAAGAUCUCAAGCGAUGCUGCAAUGGCCAAAUUAAACCCUUUAUUUAUGGACGAUGAGGGAAAAACAGGAAGCCUUACAGAUGAUGAAAAGUUGGCAUAUCAGUUGACACUGAAAAACGCCAUGAAACUGUCAAAAGGAAAGGCUGGCAGUUUGAACCAGCCCUCCUACCUUGAGCAAUACCUGAUACUCAAGGCACAUGGACUAAAGGCUGGUGACGGUAUUGAGAGGCUACCAGAGUGGAUGGACAAGCCCGACUAUCACCGCUUGAUACAGCGCACCCUCGCCAAGGAGCGACGCAAGUGUGUGUGCAAGUGGACCCUCGUCAUUCUAACUGUAUUCGCCAUCACUGCAGUAGCCACAGUUCUCGGCAUACACUUCACUGAGGGACUCUGACAUGAAGCAUCUGGCAGCAUGCCAGGAUUUUUUUCCAAGAAGGAUAUUGACAUUCCCCGAAGUUGAAAUCCGGGGCAUGUUGCCCCAAAGCUGUUGAGUGACAACUUAAGCAAAUUUCUUAGAAUCGUUGAAUUCCUCCUGUUUGUGGAAAAGGCAAUUAAUGUAAUUUUGUAUUUAAACAAUUGAUGCGUAUUAAGAAAUUAACAGAAUUAAGUUUCUUAUAUCAUUUAAGUUAAUGGUAAUGCAAUGGAAUAUUCCCUUUGAACAUUACUUAAGAAUUUUGUAUCAUUGUUUUCAAAUAAACCUCAAAGAAAACAGUAUGGCUGUAUGAGAACUCAGCCAUUUCAGAUUAAUACCAGUGUUAUAUUUUUUAUGCCCCGAACUGUCUGUCUGUCUGUCUGUCCGUCACACUUUGCGUUUAGUUUUCGAAAAAUGCUCAUAACUUCUAUGUCGCUUCAGAUAUUUAUGCCCCCCUUUGAAGAAGAGCGGGUAUAUUGCUUUGCACAUGUCGGUCGGUCUGUCGCUCCGUCAACCAGGUGGUUUCCGGAUGAUAACUCAAGAACGCUUAGGCCUAGGAUCAUGAAACUUCAUAGGUACAUUGAUCAUGACUUGCAGAUUACCCCUAUUGAUUUUGAGGUCACUAGGUCAAAGGUCAAGGUCACUGUGACCCGAAAUAGUAAAAUGGUUUCCGGAUGAUAAUUCAAGAACGCUUAUGCCUAGGAUCAUGACACUUGAAAGGAAGAUUGAUCAUGACUAGCAGAUGACCCCUAUUGAUUUUCAGGUCACUUGGUCAAAGGUCACGGUGACCCGAAAUAGUAAAAUGGUUUCUGGAUGAUAACUCAAAAACGCUUAUGCCUAGGAUCAUGAAACUUGAUAGGUACAUUGAUCAUGACUCGCAGAUGACCCCUAUUGAUUUUGAGGUCACUAGAUCAAAGGUCAAGGUCACGGUGACCCGAAAUAGUAAAAUGGUUUCCAGAUGAUAACUCAAGAACGCUUAUGCCUAGGAUCAUGAAACUUCAUAGGUACAUUGAUCAUGACUGGCAGAUGACCCCUAUUGAUUUUCAGGUCACUAGGUCAAAGGUCAAGGUCACAGUGACCCAAAAUAGUAAAAUGGUUUCCCGAUGAUAACUCAAGAAAGCUUAUGGCUAGGAUCAUGAAACUUCAUAGGUAAAUUGAUCAUGACUCGCAGAUGACCCCUAUUUAUUUUCAGGUCACUAGGUCAAAGGUCAAGGUCACAGUGACAAAAAACAUAUUUACAAAAUAGCUGUCACUACAACUGAGAGCCCAUAUGGAGGGCAUGCAUGUUUUACAAACAGCCCUUGUUCAUAUUUGGCAUGCAUAUGUAUAAGGACAAGGCCUUUCCAUACGCACACAAAUUUUGACCCCUGUGACAGUGACCUUGAACUUAGAUUCCGCAUUUAGGUUUCGCAAUCUGCGUUUAGGUUUCGAAGAAAGCUCAUAACUUAUAUCAAGCAUUUAUAGGGGGCAUUAGUCAUCCUAUGGUGACAGCUCUUGUUUUGAAAAUGUCAAAGAGUUUUGUGGUAUUGUUUUGUGUUAAAGGGGUAGGAUUAAAGUCUUACCUCAAUAGAACUGCCAGUCAAUAUAAUGUAGACAACAAAAUUUAAUGUACAUGAUUAAGUCAUACAGUUUUCAUCAUAUCUUCACAAAACAUUCUGAAAUGUUUCUUGACAUAAAAUGGAGGCCAAUGUUGAUCACCAGCCAAUUUCGACAUAGAACUUCAGAGUUAUUUCCCUUUAUUUAUAAAAAUAGAUGUGCAACUCCCCUUUUCUCUCUUAGUCUUACAGUUAUAUAGAAAUCUUCAGCAAUAUUUGUUGACAUAAAAUUAAGGCCCAGUUUGAUAACCAUCCUAUUUUCACCAUGCAAUUCAGUGUAAUUGCAUUUUGUUCAUACAAAAAUUUCGAAAUUUACCAUUUCUGCUUUCAUGAGUUGGACUUAAUGUAACAUUUGUUGUUAUUACCAAACAGUUGUUUAAACUAGAUCUGAAGCUUUUGGAGUCUUGAGUGGUAAACAUGUAUUUUUGUAAUAUUUCUGUUUUGUUAUACAUUAGCAUCCAAUCCAACCAUCUAUUUCAGUAGAACUUGAUUAUUUUGUUGAUUAAGUUUUAUAUUGUAUUGGCUAUAUAUAUAUAUAUUAUGGACAUCAUUUUUAGAUUGAUUAAAUCAAUUGCGUGUUCAACUAUUUUCAUGGACUGUAGGUAAUUUUAGGGUUGUUAAUUUGUAUGCCCCCUUUCGAAGAAAAGGUGGCAUAUAGUGAUUGGACUGUCCGUCUGUCUGUCUGUCUGUCUGCCUGUCUGUCCGUCUUUCCGUCACACUUUGCGUUAAGGUUUCAAAAAUGCUCAUAACUUCCAUGUCCCUUGAGAUAUAACCUUCUUAUGAGGUAUGCAUGUGUAUAUGGACAAGGCCUUUUCAUACACAUACAAAUUUUUACCCCUGUGACCUUGACCUUGAACUUAGGGUCCGCGUUUAGGUUUCAAAAUCUGCGUUUCGGUUUUAAAUAAUUCUCAUAACUUCUAUGUCCCUUAAGAUAUAACCUUCAUAUUUGGUAUGCAUGUUUAUAUGGACAAGGCCUUUCCAUACGCACACAAAUUUUAACCCCUGUGACCUUGAACUUGAACUUAGGGUCCGCGCUUAGGUUUCGAAAUCUGCGUUUAGGUUUCGAAAAAUGCUCAUAACUUCUAUGUCCCUUGAGAUAUAACCUUCAUAUUUUGUAUGCAUGUGUAUAUGGACAAGGCCUUUCCAUACGCACAAAAAAAUUUACCCCUGUGACCUUGAUCUUGAACUUAGGGUCAGCGUUUAGGUUUCAAAAUCUACCUUUAGGUUUAAAAAAAUGCUCAUAACUUCCAUGUCCCUUGAGAUAUAACCUUCAUAUUUGGUAUGCAUGUGUAUAUGGACAAGGCCUUUCCAUACGCACACAAAUUUUGACCCUUGUGACCUUGAACUUAGGGUCCGCGUUUAGGUUUCAAAAUCUGCGUUUAGGUUUCGAAAAAUGCUCAUAACUUUUAUGUCCCUUGAGAUAUAACCUUCAUAUUUGGUAUGCAUGUGUAUAUGGACAAGGCCUUUCCAUACGCACAAACAUUUUGACCCCAGUGACCUUGAAGAUAGGGUCCGCAUUUAGGUUUCGAAAUCUGCGUUUAGGUUUUGAAAAUGCUCAUAACUACUAUGUCCCUUGAGAUAUAACCUUCCUAUUUGGUAUGCAUGUGUAUAUGAACAAGGCCUUUCCAUUCGCACACAAAUUUUGACCCCAGUGAUCUUGACCUUGAACUUAGGGUCUGCAUUUAGGUUUUGAAAUCUGCGUUUAGGUAUCGAAAAAAGCUCAUAACUUCUAUCAAGCGUUUAUAGGGGGCAUAAGUCAUCCUAUGGUGACAGCUCUUGUUUGAAUAUUGUUUCUUGCUUUCUCCAUAUGUUUAGGUAAACAAUUACUUUCCUUCCAUAAAGAUUACAUAAAACUACUUCUGGCAACAUCAUUGUAUUUGUUUUUUAAUCUUUCUCAUAUGAACUCAAACAUCUGGCAUAUUGACUGAUUGUAACUGAAAAUCGAUAUUUAUUAGUUAAAAUAAUUUAUAUGUAUUUUGUUGUAUUUUUAUUGUCAGUUGGAAGUAAGUAUUAUGAUAAAGAAAAUGACAAAUUCAGACUUUUAAUGGACAAAAUAUUAUGGUGACACUUUUUAUAUCACAUUUAAAAGGUUAACAAUCUGUGGUAAUAGUAUGUUAAGAAUGUUUUAUUGUCAUUUGGAAGUAAGUAUUAUGAUAAAGCAAAUGACAAAUUCAGACUUUUAAUGGACAAAAUAUUAUGGUGACACUUUUUAUAUCACAUUUAAAAGGUUAACAAUCUGUGGUAAUAGUAUGUUAAGAAUGUUGAUAUUCACUCUUAGUUGGAUAUCACUUACAUGUACAUAUCAAACAGUUUUAUAAACUAUUUUUAAAUGUAUAGACAAGACACAUACUAUUUAACCCUUUCCCACUCAGAAGCAAAUGAACAAGAGCUGUCAGAGGACAGCGCGCUCGACUAUUUGAGUGCUUGACAGUAUAACGUAAGCCAUCAUGGGAGGGGGGGGGGGGGUAUAAUGUGGGUGUGUGGUCAUUUAAUAGAUGAUCUUUCAAA
This is a messenger RNA of Dreissena polymorpha, 6119 nucleotides long. RefSeq lists its product as uncharacterized. The transcript has 5 exons. The record is from RefSeq and is a predicted model, not a curated record. NCBI's taxonomy places the organism in Eukaryota, Metazoa, Mollusca, Bivalvia, Myida, Dreissenidae. Bases 1 to 1998 code for a protein of 665 amino acids.